Mugil cephalus (flathead mullet) is the source of this 5436-nucleotide messenger RNA. RefSeq names its product phosphatidylinositol-4-phosphate 3-kinase catalytic subunit type 2 gamma (gene pik3c2g). Gene Ontology annotation, molecular function: 1-phosphatidylinositol-4-phosphate 3-kinase activity; phosphatidylinositol binding; 1-phosphatidylinositol-3-kinase activity. Lineage: Eukaryota; Metazoa; Chordata; Actinopteri; Mugiliformes; Mugilidae. The coding region runs from base 157 to 4230 and encodes 1357 amino acids. The record is from RefSeq and is a predicted model, not a curated record. Gene Ontology annotation, cellular component: cytoplasm; plasma membrane; phosphatidylinositol 3-kinase complex. The transcript has 33 exons. Gene Ontology annotation, biological process: cell migration; phosphatidylinositol-mediated signaling; phosphatidylinositol-3-phosphate biosynthetic process.
CAUUCCCAAAACAUUUGUACAGGUCAAACUCGCUGAGCAUGGCUUUAUUAAGGAAUUCCCCCCGACUCAGGAUGACACUCCAGUUUUCAGAGCUUUGAUGUGAGGACAGCGCGAGGCCACCAUCCAGGAACGACUUGUACGAUCCCCUAAAGCUUAAUGGAUCGUCCCGAAAGGCAAAAUCCUCCGCUCCGAAGGCAAGAUGCAAGCAACACCAACAACCGUGAGUACCUGGAAGUCUUUCCAGAUAAUGGGCCCAUCUACGAGGCCGUCUUGGAUCCACUCGUGACACCGGGGAAUAACGUCCACGAGAACACGAACGAUCCGCUCAGGUUCAGGCUCCCUAGCGCUUGUUUACCCAACGCGCAAGGACGUCCGCCCCCUCCUGUCCCCCCCAGGACCAGACUGCUAUUCAACAGCAGCAAGAAGAGGUUCUCCUUAGACUUCGCUGAGCCUGUCAACAGACUGAACCGCUCCAAGACAGAGGUGGAGUCUAAUGAUCCAUGGACCAUCAAACUAAUAGACACUCCAGAGGGGAGCACCAAGAGGCUGGCUUCUUUUUGUGCUGCUACCUCCAGCCUGAUAUCUCGGUAUGCGCACACAGACAGCGUUCACAACUCAGGUGUGGUGUGGGGUCGGGUGUUGCAAAUCCACCCUGCCCUGCUGCAGCAGGUGGAGGUGAAUAUCAGCGUGGCCACCGACUGGGACGAUAAUCAGGUCCCCUUCCCCACCGCAGUGAACAGGACGGUGAAGAGUCUGAUUGAUGAAAUCUUUCAGCUGCUGGACCUCACUGCCAACAGAAGUGAGCAGUAUGUUUUAAAGCAGUGCAACUCUGACGAGUAUCUCAGAAAUGACGAGCUGCUGGGAGUGCAUGAGGCGGUGCAGAUCUACUCCAAACUCAAACUGGUGCUUCCUCUCCGCCUGCUCCACGUGAACGACCUCAGACACAGUCUGGCCAGAGAUGCUCAGGACGACAAGACGUCGUGCCAACUGUACCAGCUCCUACGUCCCGUCUGCGUCUUCAACACGUGCAAGCUCAGUCUGCAGGAUGUGCUCCGUAGCUACCACAAAGAGGUGUCAGAGCUCAUGAGGAGUAAGUCCGGGGUGAACGUCAACGUGGUCGUGAGCCGCGUUCGCACCAUCAGCAAUCUUCUGUGUGGCCUCACAUGCCACGAGCUGGAGGACGCCAUCGGCCGGCUCAACAGAAUGAAUCGAGUCGCCCUGAGUCAUGAAGAGACAUUUGAGUGUGAAGCUGCCGUGAUCAUGCUCCAUGGGGCUCUGCUGAAAGUGCUGCAGAUAUUUUUCGACAACUUCCAGUCGGACUUCAGAGGCGAGAAGAUAAUGGGCAGCCCCGAAAGCUGCGACGUCGAGAACAACCACGACAUCCUCCAGUUCAACAUUGCUGCUCUGUACAAACUGCCGCCCGCCUGGAUGAACACGUUCGAGUGCUUCUCUUUUUCCUGUGAGCUGACCUAUGCAGGAACAAAGAUAUGCGACACUGGCGUCUCUGAAAAUAUCAGCAGCGCCUUGGCGCAUGGAAACAAGAUCCAGUGUAACCGCAUGAUGGUAUUUCCAGUUCCUGUAAAUCAGCUGCCGUACGAGAGCAUGUUGACCUUUCGCCUCAAGGGCUCCAAGCGAGGCAAGGCCCCAGAGCUUUUAGGCUGGGCUGUACUGCCGCUUUACAAUGACAGGACUCUUGUUAUGGGGACCAUCCUGCUCAGUCUGUGUACUCUGCCUGAGCUGACGCUCUUUCCGUCCCCGGCCCUGUUUGACAGCCACAGAAAAGCCAUCGGAGUCAUCCUGCAGCUGGAGUUUCAAGAGCAGCUUGAGUGGAGGUACCUGAGGCCCAUCGCGCUCCCCGGCUCGGUCACCUUCUCUGAGCCGUGUGCAGAAGUGCAGAAAAAAAUGCAGAACAUCUCAAAGAAGCGCUGCCUCUGCUUCCUAAACGACAAUGAGAAGGGCUUUCUGUGGAGUAGGCGCCACUGUGGCAACAAGGGGAGCACUUUCCUCCACCUGCUGCUGGGUUCAGUGCCCCAGUGGCAGCCUGAGUACCUGACAGAAAUCUACACCAUUGUGGAGAACUGGCCCAUCCAUCUACCUGAGGAGGCCCUGUUUCUGCUCACUGACAGUUUUCAUGAUCAGACGGUGCGGAGGGCGGCCGUUCAGUACUUUGAACAGAUACCUGAUGGAGAGCUAGAGGUGUUUCUGCCGCAGCUGGUCCAGGCUCUGAAGUUCGAGUGGAAACUGGAUGGACCCCUGGUGAUGCUGCUGUUGGAGAGAUCGCUGAAGAACAUGCGCAUCGGCCAGCAACUUUACUGGAUGCUGGAGGAUGCCCUCGGUGACCCCUACUACCAGAGCUGGUUCAGUAAAGUUCAGGCCGCCCUGCGUCACUGCUGCGGCCAAGCUCUGAGGCAGGAGCUGGAGCAUGAAACCCGCCUGGUGUACAUGCUCGUGCAUGUAGCGGAGAGAGUUCGCACCGCUGACAAGUCUCGAAGGAAGAAUCUUCUGAACAAAGAAAAGUUGGCCAUUGCGGACUACUUCAAAGACGGGACCAGCUGCUGCCUACCGCUGGAUCCUGCAGUCCGUGUAAAGGCAGUAAAUGUGGAUGGCUGUAAAUACUACAACUCCAAUACUGCUCCUCUGAACAUCUCAUUCGUCUGUACUGACCCUUUGGCCAAGGAUCUCAGCGUCAUCUGCAAGACAGGAGAUAACCUGCGUCAGGACAUGCUGGUGCUUCAGAUAGUCCGUGUGAUGGACAGAGUGUGGCUCCAGGAGGGGCUGGAUUUGCAAAUGAUCACCUACAGGUGUCUUUCUACAGGCAAGGAUCAAGGCCUGGUGGAAGUGGUAGCCGAUUCGGUGACGCUGGGGAAGAUUCAAAAAGAGUGGGGUCUGAGUGGGACGCUUCGAGAAGACACGCUGGAAAAAUGGUUCCACGGGGGCAACAAAACCAAGGAGAGCUAUGAGCAGGCUGUGAUGAACUUCAUCCACUCGUGCGCGGGCUGGUGUGUAGCCACCUUCAUCCUGGGGAUCUGCGACCGCCACAAUGACAACAUCAUGUUGAAACACAGUGGACACAUGUUCCACAUUGACUUCGGCAAGAUUAUGGGCAACGCACAGAAGUUUGGGAACUUUAAAAGGGACCGAUCACCCUUCAUCUUUACGUCUGAGAUGCAGCACUUCAUCACAGGUGGGGGACAGAAGCCUCAGCGCUUGCAUCGCUUUGUGGAGAUCUGCUGCGAAGCGUACAACAUCAUCAGACAGCGCUCCGCACUCAUACUCAGCUUGUUGGAGCUGAUGCUGCAUGCAGGAAUGCCAGAACUGAAGGACAUCAAUGACCUGCAGUAUGUGCAGAACAACCUCAGACCCUACGACACAGACCUGGAGGCCACCUCCUACUUCACAAAGAAGAUCAAGGAAAGCAUGGACUGCGUCGCGGUCAAAUUUAACUUCCUGACGCACAGCAUGGCUCAAGGGAAGACGCGCGAGCCCCUGCCCCAGAACGGCGCCCCUGCCCCCAGCACCAACAUCCAGGAAGCGGUCAUUCAGGGAUACGAUUCCAAGGGAAAAGAUGUGGUAUAUGAAGUGAAAAUCACCAUUCAUGAUGGAUUUCUGACCAGCAAGAAGACAUUUGGGCAAUUUGAGAUGAUCCAUAAGCAGCUGCAGAAACACUUCAUUGAAUCUAAGCUGCCUCAGUUUCCUGGUUGGUACAGGAUGUCAUUCACACCAGCCAAGAGGAUGUCUAUGCUGAAUAAAUACCUUGAGGAGCUUUUUGAAGGACCAUGCAAGGGAAAUGAAUUUGUGUGCAGUUUGUUUCUGGAUGGCCCCAUGGUCCACAAAACUGAGGUGGCUUCGGAUGAUAGAGCAUGUCCUCAGAUCCAGCUGUACAUUUCUUACACCGGCGACAAGCUCUCUGUCUUGGUAAAACACUUGAAGAACAUUAAACAGGCAAACGGCUCCAACCCUGACGCCUAUGUGGUCACACGUCUGAGACCAGACCCCCAGCAGCGCUCCAAGAGGAAGACAAAGGUGGUCCGCAAUAAUGACAGCCCCAUCUUCAACGAACUGCUGGAGUACCAUAAUGUGCGGCUGCUGGAGGGAAUGGUCCUGGAAGUGACGGUGAAGAACAAAAGCAAGAGCAAAACCAAGACUUUUGUGGCUGCGGUCAACAUUAAACUGGAUGAGGAGCUGCUGGACAAGGAGCAAUGGUUUCCCCUGGGGAACUGUGCAGUCUGACCGCAGAGAGCUGCGCUGUAGAGCUGCCGCCAGCAGAGGGGGCAGCCACACAAUGAUGAAGACAAUCUAUUCAAAGAUUUUUCAGACCCUGAAAGGAAGACACAAACACCUGAAGAGGAACAAUGCACCUCAUUUAUGCCUAUUUAUCAGAUGAAACUUAACCUCUCUCCAGAGCUGAAUACGCUGGCGGUGGGUGGGGUGUUUGGAUGAAGUUACAAAGCUGAGUGAAAGGAAAAGGAGAUUGUUUACUGUGUGAAGCAUCUUUUAACUUAUUAUUUUUACACGAUAAUUAAAUGAAGGACUUUUGCUAAUUUUUUUUUUUUUUUAACAACACCUUGGUGAUGGAUGAAGGAAAGAAACUAUGACUACUUGUACUAUCAUACUUGCACUUUAAUUUGUUUCCUUUGCUGUGAGUCAGACGAGUGCUUUUCAUUGUGCGCGCGCGUGUGUUGAUGCGACAGAUUAAAGAGGAGGCAACGCGGGCGCUGCUCGGAGACGCCUGCUUGUUACCUGCCCAGACGAGAGUGUUUGUCCCUUCGGGCCGUGUCGAACUGGACGUCCUUGACCAGCGGAAUCGGAGGUGGGAGGCGCGAGGGUGGUGGGUGGAGAGAGGGGUGAGGAGGGAGUGUGAGCAGGAUGACAACUCUGUCUGCUUGGCCCGAGGGGCCGAGUUAACACUCACCCCCUCACUCCGUCCUUUGUCUUAUCCAUCAGUGGCAUUCGAACGCAGCGACGCUCCAGCAUGCACAAACACGCAAGGGCAGACAAUCGCAGCACAAACACCCAAAACAAGAUAAACACUUAACACAUGCACCGUUUCUAGGCCAAGGCAGGUCUGCAUGUUAUCUAAAUGGUGUCGUCCUCCUCCUCCUCCUCCUGAUAGGCCUGCUGACCUGUACUUUCUUCUGCCUCAUUCAUAGGAUUUAGUGAAGAUAAAAAUAGACUUCCCUGCCCUGGAACUAGUUCAAUAAUGUAUACCUCUGUGAAUGCUAUUUAUAUUAUUCCCUGCUGGGGCUCUCACAGGGAAGUGCGAUUGGAAGCAAACGUUGUUUGCUCCCUUUUAAUAGUUGUGUUCAUGGGCUGCUAAUGUAUGACUGCAUCACACAUCACAAUAUACUGUAACAUAACCUAAGAGACGCAUCUAUUUCUUUUGCAGCUGAUUAAUGAAGGAAAAAAAAAAUAAAGUUGUGAACUUGACCAAUUCUA